UCACCAACCAAAACUUUGCAUAGGCAUUUGCAUACCUUCCAUUCAUGCUGCCAAGGAGAAUUUGGGCUUUGCUCAACCACCUGUCUCGACAUUGUCCAGACAAUCACAGGUGGAUGGCCAUUAAGUGACUGUCCCCACGUUUACGGCGGCCAUGUGGAAAACGAGACGCAUUUCACUCCCCGGUGGAUUAUGUUGCUUUCUCAAGGACCCGCUGGAGGACGUGGAUUCUUGGAGCGAGUCGGUGGACAAUGUCCUCACUUGUAAAACCGCUCUGUUAGCUUUCCGAGAGUUCUUACGCUCAGAACACAGCGAGGAGAACAUCUUGUUCUGGAUGGCGUGUGAGGAGUAUAAAAAAAUUAAGAACGUGCCAGAGAUGAUCUCCUCGGCCAACAGGAUCUACUCGGAGUUUGUUCAAACGGAAGCACCUAAGCAGAUCAACAUCGACGGCGGGACCCGGGAAAAAAUCACAUCCAACAUCUCGCAACCCACGUUGACUUCAUUCGACUCGGCCCAGAAGCUCAUCUACUCGCUGAUGGCCAGAGAUUGCUACCCACGCUUCCUCAAGUCGGACAUCUAUCGAGGACUCCAAAGGAGAGCUGACAUAAGGUGACCGCUUUCGAGCAAAAAUGGCCUUCUUCUCGCUGUGGAUGUCUGAAAUGUUCCUGAGGUUCUCUUCCUGUAGACGGUUUUCAGCUUGCAUAACACACACCGAAUUCUUUGUUACAUAACACGGAGGAAGGAAUUUUACCUCCUCUCGGAUCGACAAGGUAAUUUGUUGAUACCACAAAGGGGAACUUUUAUUUUACAGCCACUUCUGCUUUCUCUUUUUUCUUUUGAUGAGUCCAAUAAGAAAAAUAGGACAAUGCAUAUGAAGGCCAUAUUUGAUUUCAACGACUGUACAAGUCAAAGUCUUAGCAUGA
Syngnathus acus (greater pipefish) is the source of this 920-nucleotide messenger RNA. Its product is annotated as regulator of G-protein signaling 21-like. The record is from RefSeq and is a predicted model, not a curated record. Bases 152 to 610 code for a protein of 152 amino acids. The transcript is spliced from 4 exons. Lineage: Eukaryota; Metazoa; Chordata; Actinopteri; Syngnathiformes; Syngnathidae.